Hyaena hyaena (striped hyena) is the source of this 2050-nucleotide messenger RNA. It is a transcript of the gene DHRS7B, whose product is annotated as dehydrogenase/reductase 7B. Gene Ontology annotation, molecular function: oxidoreductase activity. The transcript has 7 exons. The coding region runs from base 68 to 1000 and encodes 310 amino acids. Gene Ontology annotation, cellular component: membrane. The record is from RefSeq and is a predicted model, not a curated record. Lineage: Eukaryota; Metazoa; Chordata; Mammalia; Carnivora; Hyaenidae.
GGGAGGAGGAAGUUGAUUGACCACGGUCACUGAGGCGACCAGGAAGAGUCUGCUGAAGGUGAGGGUCAUGGACUUUAUCACCUCUACGGCCAUCCUGCCCCUGCUCUUUGGCUGUGUGGGAAUCUUCAGCCUCUUGAAGCUGCUGCAGCGGGUGCGAAUGAAGGCCUACCUCCGCAACGCCGUGGUGGUCAUUACAGGCGCUACCUCAGGCCUGGGGCGAGAAUGUGCCAGAGUCUUCUACACUGCAGGCGCCAGGCUGGUGCUCUGCGGCCGGAACCGGGAGGCCCUGGAAGAGCUCACCAAAGAACUUGCUGCUUCUCUGACCACCAAGGUGCAGACACACAAGCCUUACGCGGUGGCCUUUGACCUCGCAGACCCUGGGGCCAUAGUUGCAGCAACAGCAGAGAUCCUGCAGUGCUUCGGCUCGGUGGAUGUGCUAAUCAACAAUGCUGGCAUCAGCUACCGAGGCACCAUCGUGGACACUACCAUGGACGUGGAUAAGAAAGUCAUGGAGACAAACUACUUUGGCCCAGUUGCUCUAACAAAAGCACUCCUGCCCUCCAUGAUCAAAAGGCGACAAGGCCACAUUGUUGCGAUCAGCAGCGUCCAGGGCAAAAUCAGCAUUCCUUUCCGAUCGGCAUAUGCGGCCUCGAAACAUGCAACCCAGGCAUUCUUUGACUGUCUUCGUGCUGAGAUGGAACAGUAUGAGAUUGAGGUGACUGUCAUCAGCCCCGGCUACAUCCACACCAACCUCUCUGUAAAUGCCGUCACUGCUGAUGGGUCCAAAUAUGGAGUUAUGGACAAGACCACGGCCCAAGGCCGAAACCCUGUGGAGGUGGCCCGAGAUGUCCUGGACGCGGUGGGGAAGAAAAAGAAAGAUGUGAUCCUGGCCGAGCUGUUGCCUUCCUUGGCCAUUUAUCUGCGAACUCUGGCUCCUGGGCUCUUCUUCAGCCUCAUGGCCUCCAGGGCCAGAAAGCAGCGGAAAUCCAAGAACUCCUAGUUGUGCGUGCGAGCUGGGAUAGGGAAGCAGCGCCUCCUGGGUGCAGCUGCUCCAUGGGGGCCAGCUGUGUGUGUUGAGACUUUACUGGAUGUUUGUCUCAUGGGUGGGGAAGAUGGAACAGAUGCUUGUCCUGAGGAUCCCUGGCUAGGCCUCUGCUAACCUUCUUCCCGGGGUGAGGGGUGAACCUUACGGAACAAAUGGGGAGCGGAGUUUAAACUAAGAAUCUGAAAUAAAUGAAUGAGCAGUAAGAUCUGUAGUCCUCAAGGGCUGGAAGCGUCAUGCCUCCUUUGAGUUCCAGCCUCCGCCAGCUCCUAGACAGUGUGUCUGUCUUGAAGACCGAAGACAUCCUGACAUCACCUGACCCAGUUCUCAGGUUUGACGUAUCUGUACCACGUACCUAACUGUUUUGGCAGAGUCACUUGUGGCAGGCUGUCAUAAGAGGCCAUCAUCCACAUCCAUUUUCAGGGCCCUACAGUCCGUCGUCCAACAUGACCAGUGCACUAAUACAUCUUCCGUCUUUCAGCAUAACCCAAGUGAUGCUGGCUUUGGUACCUGAAAGGAAUUUUCUGGUUUCCCCGUGACUCUCACCUGAUGCCCUGUAGGCCAGGCCCCACUCCAAGCACAAGACGAAUCUGUUAAGGAAACAACAGGCAAAAGGGAGAGGAAAGCCCUGCAUGGUCCCGUGUACUCUCUAGGAAAGAGGUCAGAAGCCUGGUCAGGUGGGGAGGAAUUCUAAAGCGGCACCUGGUCCCUGGAGAGAGCAGUCAUUUGCUAGCUGUGCCUUUUGGAUGCCUGCUUCCACCUUGCUGGUUUCUUAAAAAUACAUGGUUGAGGCUCAGUGAGUGAGUCCACUUCAUAUCUAAAGUUAAGGAUGAAACUUUUCUUGUUACUGAGGCUGAAAGUGGAAAUUUUGGGUGCACUGUAUGGCUUUCCCAACUUGGAAUAAAUAUCUUGCACGUCAUACAGGCAUCUUGCAUUGUAUCCCAACUCUGGUCCUAUGGAGCCUGUAUUUUAAAAGCUAUCCCUGAAGUAAAAACGGCCGAAGCCACA